AUGACGGGGGACCCGUGGGGACCCCUGCGUCCUGAUGAGGGGUUGGAACGUCUCCCAACUCCUCCAGGCUCACCUUACAGGCAUGUCCGCCAAGAUGAAUACAAAACCUCCCUGCACCAGCCCUACAUCCCUCCUAACACCUCACCACACCAGCCCUACAUCCCUCCUAACACCUCACCACACCAGCCCUACAUCCCUCCUAACACCUCACCACACCAGCCCUACAUCCCUCCUAACACCUCACCACACCAGCCCUACAUCCCUCCUAACACCUCACCACACCAUCCUUACAUCCCUCCUAACACCUCACCACACCAGCCCUACAUCCCUCCUAACACCUCACCACACCAGCCCUACAUCCCUCCUAACACCUCACCACACCAGCCCUACAUCCCUCCUAACACCUCACCACACCAGCCCUACAUCCCUCCUAACACCACCUCACCACACCAGCCCUACAUCCCUCCUAACACCUCACUACACCAGCCCUACAUCCCUCCUAACACCACCUCACCACACCAGCCCUACAUCCCUCCUAACACCUCACCACACCAGCCCUACAUCCCUCCUAACACCACCUCACCACACCAGCCCUACAUCCCUCCUAACACCUCACUACACCAGCCCUACAUCCCUCCUAACACCUCACCACACCAGCCCUACAUCCCUCCUAACACCACCUCACCACACCAGCCCUACAUCCCUCCUAACACCUCACCACACCAGCCCUACAUCCCUCCUAACACCACCUCACCACACCAGCCCUACAUCCCUCCUUACACCUCACAGGCUCCUCCAUGA
This is a messenger RNA of Peromyscus californicus insignis, 801 nucleotides long. RefSeq lists its product as uncharacterized. The transcript has 3 exons. Bases 1 to 801 code for a protein of 266 amino acids. The record is from RefSeq and is a predicted model, not a curated record. Lineage: Eukaryota; Metazoa; Chordata; Mammalia; Rodentia; Cricetidae.